AUGUCCUCGAAACAAUCCGCCUACGGCACCCCAACCUCCGACACAUUCGGCGGCAAAUCCUGGGACCGCGAAGAAUACGCCCAAAAGGCGAAAGAAGACGAAGCGAAGCGACGAGAAGAAGGCAAAGCGCGCUAUGAAGCCAAACUUCUCGGCAAAAAAUGGCAUGCGCCCGUCGAUUACGGUUCCCUUGAGGCGACCACCUCUCGCAGAGAGCGACUUGAUGUCGCAUCCAUGGUUGGCAAGACGACCAUUGUCUCUGCGGCGAAUGCGGUUGGCAAGCGCGGGCGCGGCGCUGGAUUUUACUGCUCGGACUGUGACUUGACUUUUAAAGAUAACCUGCAGCUCGUUGAGCAUUUGAAUAGCAAACAGCAUUUGAUUGCUACGGGGCAGAGCGGGGAGGUUACGCGGGCAACAGUGGAGGAUGUGAGGCAGCGGUUGAGGAUGCUUGCUCAUCAGAAACGGAUGAGGGAGGAGGAAGAGCGACGAGUCUGGCAGUUGGACCUGGGCGAGCGACUGAAGGAAAGGGAAGAACAGAUCUCAAAAGAACGGGAGGAGAAGAGGCGGAAGCGAAACGAGAAGCGUCGAAAAGGUGGAGAUAAUAUCAAGCAGGAAGACAGCUGGGAAGGCCGGCUGGGAAUUAUCGCCUAG
This is a messenger RNA of Aspergillus calidoustus, 648 nucleotides long. NCBI's taxonomy places the organism in Eukaryota, Fungi, Ascomycota, Eurotiomycetes, Eurotiales, Aspergillaceae. The record is from the annotation of a GenBank genome assembly.